CUUUCCUAUCAUGAUUAGGGUCGAUUAUACAAAGGCAGUUUAAACCUCGUUUGGAUUAAGGCAGAUUAGUUGCAGUUUGACAUGUUAAUUCCGAGCGAGGUUGUACAAUUGGCCCUUGAUGAUUAAUCACCAAAACACAGAAUAGAAAUAGCCAAUGGGAGCAGUCCAGCAAAUGAUUUGUUUAUAAUCCCAUUUAUCUAACCCUCCAUCCCAUAUUAUAAAUAAUCCUGCCCAAAUAGCAAAAUACACAACGUGUUAGUUUUAUAACAAAAUGAAAGCUUAUAUUUUGGGUUGCUUAACACUUUUAUUCUGGAGAAUCAGGGCAGAUUUUUCCAACGAGGACUGCUGGGUCUUGGGAUUCAAUAAGGCAGCUUUGCUAUGCUCCUCGUGCGAUUUACUCGACAAUUUCAACUUGGGUAGCACAUUAAGAGAGCCGUGCCUAGAAUGUUGUCACCACGACGACAACGUAUCGGUCACUAAGAAGUACGCCAAGGCAAUCCUGGAGGUGUGUACCUGCAAGUUUGGCGCAUACCCGCAGAUCGAAGCGUUCAUUAAAAGCGAUCGUCCGUCUAAGUUUUCCAACUUGCAAAUUAAGUACAUACGUGGCUUAGAUCCUAUUAUCAAAAUGAUGGAUAAGGACGGUCAUAUUCAGGAAACUGUAGCAAUUGAGAAAUGGAACACUGAUUCUGUUGAAGAAUUUUUAAAUACGCAUUUAGAACUUGAUGUGGCUGAACCGGACUAUUUAAAAACCAACAUGAUUUAAUACUGGCUCUCUUUUAGUAAAAUUGUGUAAUAUAUGGUUUUUAAAAUUUUGUUUAACAAGGUAUUUGAUUCAA
Photinus pyralis (common eastern firefly) is the source of this 836-nucleotide messenger RNA. RefSeq names its product selenoprotein F. Gene Ontology annotation, cellular component: endoplasmic reticulum lumen. Gene Ontology annotation, molecular function: oxidoreductase activity. The coding region runs from base 272 to 763 and encodes 163 amino acids. NCBI's taxonomy places the organism in Eukaryota, Metazoa, Arthropoda, Insecta, Coleoptera, Lampyridae. The transcript is spliced from 3 exons. The record is from RefSeq and is a predicted model, not a curated record.